CGGAACAGCCUCAGUCACAAUCAAAGAGAGACUAGCUGGCUGAGCUCAGAGGACCACGCUCAACAAGUGGAGCUGAACGAAGAACAUUAGUCACAGACUCAAUGACACCAGGGACAGAACCCUCAGAAGAAGCAUCUGUUAAAGAGCCCUUAGAGAGCACAUGGAAGACACAGCCACUGGAGCCACUGAAGUCACUGUACAGAGCUCCAUAGACAACACUGAAGACAGCGAAACCACAACACCUGAGCUCCAAAGGGACCACCACUGCAGGAUGGCUUCAACACCAUGACUGACUCUAGACCCUCUGGAGUUCCAACAGUACAGCUGGGAACCAGAGCUAAAGACCAGAAUAAUAGGAUACUAAACUCAUGUCUCAAAGCCAUUAUUGUGUGGUUGUGUGUGUGGCUCUGUGUGUGUUGAUUUGUGUGUGUUGUGUGUAGCAUUGUGUAGUUUUGUGUGUGCAGUUGGUCAUUAGCGGAUGUUCCAAACAUGGCCAGCAUGACGGUCCAGCUGCUGGGCUUCUUCCUGGGUCUGCUGGGGCUUGUGGGUAGUGUAGUUGCUACAGUGCUCCCCCACUGGUGGCGGACAGCCUAUGUGGGCUCUAACAUAAUCACAGCCACUGCCUACAUGAAGGGGCUCUGGAUGGAGUGUGUGUGGCACAGCACGGGCAUCUACCAGUGUGAAGUACAUCGCUCAAUGCUGGCUCUGCCACCUGACCUGCAGGCGGCACGAGCGUUGAUGUUGCUGUCCUGCCUCACCUCCACCCUGGCAGCCCUCGUGUCCUCUGCAGGGAUGAAGUGUACCCGCUGUGCCCGUGGCUCGUCCAUCAAGCAUGUCCUGGCCAUCAGUGGGGGGGUCUGCUUCCUGUCUGCAGGCAUGCUCUGCCUAAUCACUGUCUGUUGGACAACCAAUGAUGUCAUCCUCGACUUCUACAACCCCAUCCUACCCUCAGUUAUGAAGUAUGAGAUUGGCAUGGCGGUGUAUUUAGGCUACGUCUCGGCCUGUCUUAGUCUGAUGGGAGGGGUGGUGCUCUGUUGGAACUGUGAGGGGCGGCCCAGGAACCCCCUACAUCUACCUCAUCAUCGCCACCCUUGUCCUCCCCUCGUCUUCAACACUAUAAACACCCCCAACACCCCAGCACCACCCUACUAUCCCCCUGCCACCCUGAAAGGGAACUACGCCCCCUCAUGCACCUCACUGUCCAGCAAUGGCUACAGACUCAAUGACUACGUCUGAGGGAUAGAGUACACACUCAAUGAAUGCUCCUAG
Messenger RNA from Oncorhynchus keta (chum salmon), 1269 nucleotides. RefSeq names its product claudin-14-like. Gene Ontology annotation, cellular component: plasma membrane; bicellular tight junction. Gene Ontology annotation, biological process: bicellular tight junction assembly; cell adhesion. The record is from RefSeq and is a predicted model, not a curated record. Bases 490 to 1236 code for a protein of 248 amino acids. Lineage: Eukaryota; Metazoa; Chordata; Actinopteri; Salmoniformes; Salmonidae. The transcript is spliced from 3 exons. Gene Ontology annotation, molecular function: structural molecule activity.